CACUGUUAGACGGCACUGAUGCACACUGAUAUGUGGCACUGACUGGCACUGAUAGGUGGCACUGAUUGGCAGGACUGAUAGGUGGCACUGAUUGGCAUUGAUAGGUGGCACUGACUGGCACUGAUGGGUGACACUGUAAGGCAGCUCAGAUGGGCACUGAUAUGUGGCACUGAUGGGCACUGGCAGGUGGCAUGGAUGAGCACUGACAGCUGGUACGGAUGGACACUGACAGGUGGCACUGCUGGGGCUACACAGAUCAACAGGGCACACUGAUCAUCAGUGCCCUGAUGAUCCGUCUGUGAUUGGACACAGCUGAUCA
Molecule: messenger RNA, 319 nt
Organism: Staurois parvus
Lineage: Eukaryota; Metazoa; Chordata; Amphibia; Anura; Ranidae
Source: the annotation of a GenBank genome assembly